Messenger RNA from Myiozetetes cayanensis, 4364 nucleotides. RefSeq names its product inositol 1,4,5-triphosphate receptor associated 2-like. Gene Ontology annotation, cellular component: endoplasmic reticulum membrane. Lineage: Eukaryota; Metazoa; Chordata; Aves; Passeriformes; Tyrannidae. Bases 98 to 2533 code for a protein of 811 amino acids. The record is from RefSeq and is a predicted model, not a curated record. The transcript is spliced from 20 exons.
GUUACCACAGAGACUCUUUAAUACACCAUAAGCUCCAGAGACUUCAACACUUAUCUUCCUUUCAGAAGUGAUCCUUUGCCAGAGAAGGGAAUUGAUAAUGUCUACAGAGCAGGGAGCCAAGAAACGGCACCACAACCCAGUGGACAGCAUAUGCAGGAAGAUCAAGUCCAUCCAGAUGAUGGACCAGGUCUCUAACCCUGCUUUGCAGAUCCCCAAGUUCCAGUCCAGGAGCUUCGACAGCCCACAGUGCAACGUCAGAAAGAAUCUGGAAGAAAUACUGAAAGGCAGGACUUUCAGAAGUCAUGAUGGCACCAGCCCAGCUUUAAUCAGCCCCAGCAAUGACAGUGUUUUCUCUGCAAACUCGUCCCCUUCUCUCGGGCCCCUCUCGGACUCCUCUGCUGCAGGUGCCACCUUCACAGUCGUUAAAAGCAAUGAGAGAUCCAGCAACCCCUGGGCUCCAGGAUGUGCCAGGGAGGACUGUUCUCCGUUCUGUUUUGGACCCCAGGAGGCCAAUGCUCCCAACAAACCGCGUGCUUUCUCAAAGCUUGAAUCUGAAGAUGUGCGUCAUAAACAGAAUUAUCUCACAUCGAGUCCAAAUUUGUAUUUCUUCACGUCUGAGAAAAAGCUAGACAGUGCUGGGGUCCAGCCUCCUGUGCCAAAGGCAUUUCCUUUAAGUGAAAGAGGAGAGAGGCAGAUACUGGAGUUCAAAUCCGAUGACGUGAGCUUGAUCUCCGAGGAGGACCUGCUGACCACAAUCUUCUGGGCAUGUGACACAGAACACACAGGAAAAGUGGCAGUUUCCAAGAUAGUCGAUUAUUUGAGGCACACGACUAGUCGGGGAUCAGAGGACAGUGGUCUUGAAGAGCUGUGCAACAUGCUGGACCCAGAUCAGAAGGACAUCUCCAUGGACCUGGAAACGUAUCAUGCAGUCAUGGGAGAGUGGAUCGAAGACCGCAAGAGAAAGUGGGAAGAUAGUGCCACUGGGGAAUCAUCAGCAAGCCUGGAAGACCUGGAAUUGCCAGCACCUAAAAACAUCUCGGAAGCAAAAAAGACACAUGCCCGGAUGAAUGUUACAUCAGGAAGCCUGGAGGCCUUUGGGGGUGAUGUGUCUAGAGGAGACAUGGAGACUUCUGACCUGAUAACCUGUGUUGCUGACCUGCAGUACAAAACCCAUAAGCUUCAGGAAGAGAACAACAAGCUGAAGCUCACACUGGAAGCUGUGGAUGAGACCAGCAGCAAGCUGCUGGCAGAUAAUGAGCAUUUACAUCAACAAAUUAAAAGCAUCCAGCACUAUGUGUUGAAAGCCAAAUCACUGGAAGAAGAACUGGAAGAUGCAAGGAACAAUCUGAACCUGUCAGAGGAGAGGAGAGAGCAGGUUCUCUGUCAGAACAAACAACUAGAAAAAGAGAAUCAGUCUCUCAGCAUCAAAGUUACUUCUCUCCAGGAAGAGAAUAUUAGGAAUAGCAUGGACACCGACGGGCUGCAAAAGAAGAUCUUGGAGCUGUCUAAAAACGCAGCAGAGCUUCAAAUCCAGGUAAAUCUCUACGAGAGCACUGUGGUGAAUAAAGAGGCAAGCUUGGUCCAGAAGGAGCAGGACAUCAAGGAACUGAAGUUAACCAUUGUGGAGUGUUCCUCAGUAAUAGAGACGCUGAGGGCAGAAAAGAAUAAGCUACUGGAGAACAUGCAACACAUGCAGCAAGAGCUGAUCUCAAAUGGGUUGUGUUUCCCCUUGCUGUGCAAAUAUAACAGUAACGUUCCUGAAGGGAUGAAUUCGCUGCACUGUGAGCUGGAACUUGCCCAGUCCUCUGAGACGAUCAGGACUGAAUGGACGACCCUGGAUGAAACCCUGGACCGUGAAGUGCUGCUUUUACUUCAGGGGCCCGAAUACGGGGGAGAAAAAUUCAAGACCCUCAUGCAAAACCUGCAAGAGGAAGCCUCUGAAGUGGAGGAGCUGGUCAUGGCUUCGCUGCAGUGGGUAAAAGAUCCUGAGGGGGACACGCAACAAACCUGGGAAAGCAAACUUGUGGUUCUCAAGCGAGAGCUAAGAGAAAAAAGACAUGUUUGGAUCCAGAAACUUCAGCUCUUGGAAAAAUGCAAGGAGAGCUUAGACAAGGAUUUUGUUCGAAUGGCAGGGAACCUGAGGAGAACCAGGACAGAACAACUCCACCUAAGGAAAGAGCUCUCUGCCAGGCAGCACGAGCUGGAAACCGUCAAACAGCUCCAAGAAGAAACUGCUGGCCAGGCAGAAGCCCUCGGUUCAGAGCUUCGGGAAGCUCUGAAGCAGCUCGAGGACGCCAGCAGACACGCGGAGGAUCAAGUUGAAGCGAUUCACUCUGCUCGUAAGGAAGCAGCAUCCUUGAAGAGCAAGUUGGAGGAAGCCAUUUCUGAGCAGCAAAGGCUCAGGGAUGUGAGUGCAGCUUUAACAAGCACUUGCCAGUUGCUUCAGGAAAAGGUGGAACACCAGAAAAAGAUCUGCUGCCAUGGCACCUGGGCUGAAAAGCAGGUGGGGUCCCAAAGCUUCAGAACCUCCUGAUACAAGAUCUCCAGUCUGAGGAGGAAGGAUUUGUAACUCCAGGGGUGCUCCUUUACCAAAGGUGCUGUUCCCACACCUGAACAACUCACCUUAUUCCUAGCGAAGUCAUCCCUCUUUCUUAAGCUUCCUGGAACAAACAGACCUGAUUUAUAUAUAUAUUUUUUAAUAUUUUUUUUGCAUUCUGCCUGCUGCUUGUAGUUGCUCUGUGUUUUUGAAUGACUGCUGUGGCGUUAGGCUGCUCUCUUCAGUGGAAAGCGAUCGUGUCACUGCGUUGUACACGUGCAGCUUCUGCCACAGAGUCACGGAAACUUCAUGCUACCUCUUACUCACUAACCUCCAGAACUUGGGUGACUAAAUAAUGCAGUGGCUGCUUCUCCCCAAAUUCUGGAGUGUGAUCACUUGUCUUACAGAAGAGGAAUCCCACUGACUUAUCCCACUGAACGUUUGGCCUCAGGCGCGAAUUUCCCAAGGCGAUGUUGCUGAUGCUCAGCGUUUAUGUGUGCGUUGUAAACAACUCCAUGUGAAACCACAGCUUGUCUUGUAGGAAACAUCACAUUUUCAUAGGAAAAAUGACCCUUCAGCUUAGCUCUGAGGCACAACUGCUAUGCACUGAUAUGGCAGGAACAGCUCCAGACUGUGCUCACCCACUUGUGAUCCGUAAUUUUGGCACUGUUCACGUGUGUGCUCAUGUUCCUUUCAUGCUCGCUGCUUCUUUUGAACUGUGAAGUUGAUUUUGUUGUUGUUGUUCUUAACAAGAGGCAUAACAGUGGAAAUAGUGUGUCAUUUCCCUGCUCUGAAUAGACAAAGCUCUUCUGCAGAGUGAGCUAGACUAAGUGGAGAGAGAGACAACCCCAGGCAUAUGGACUGGAAUCGCCCAAGUUAGAGAUCUCUGCAAACUAUCUCUAGAUUUAAUACAUUAAACCUGUGGAUUUAAUAGAAUUAAAGUGGCAGAUGUGCAGAGAAGUUGCAAAGCGUUACGAAGAACGGGGCUGAGAAACAAGGCCGGCACUGGGGGAAGAAUAAAAAUGCCUUAUAUUGGCAGAAAGCCACACAGGUCUGGUUCCUCUUCUGACUGGAGGGCUGGGCUGUGGUUUCCUCCCCACCUCCCCACUCCAUUCCCCUACUUCCUCUCACCAGCAUGGUGAGAGGUGAGAAAUUAAGGAACCUGGUAUUCGACCUCAGUCAGCCUGGCACAGCUCCUUCUGUGUUUCAGGUGUCUAAUUGUGCCUUUGCCCCAAAUUGCUCCAGCCCUCAUCCAGUGAAAAUGCUACCCAAGCUGCUGGGAGCUGCUUUCAGUGCUUGGGCACUGAGGUUGCAGUGCUAAUAAACCCCCCCUUCACCCUCCAUAUUAACUGUGGUAUAAAAGAGAUGAUAGAAUUAAGGCAGAACUCACUCGAGGCAGGUCUUGGCGUUGCCAAACUCGAACAACGAGCGCUUCUAAAUAUAACAUAAAGCCCAUCAACUUUAAAACUUCUCUACAGGACAGCAAAUGCUUCUCCUGCAAUAAUUCAUCUGUUUCCACAGUGUUAAUAACGUUGGAAAGCAUUGCCCCCCCUCCACCCUUUACAGCAAGGGGAAAUGUAACCACAGGGAAGAAAGUGUCCGGUGUUUUCUCUUUCCUGUGGAAAAAUUGCUGUGAGCAUAACUAGACUAAUGCAAAUUAUAGUGAGUUCUGAUGGGCUGUAGUCAGGUUUAAAGGUUCUAUAACAUCCAGCUCCUUGUUAUGAGUUUGUGAGGAACCCUGACAGGUUUGUAAAUGUCUCCUCAUAGCAACUGCUCUUGCACUGAGAUGGGAACUGCUUCAGAGGAGCCUCUGUGAGUUGCUGUGUCA